Pogona vitticeps (central bearded dragon) is the source of this 3312-nucleotide messenger RNA. The record is from RefSeq and is a predicted model, not a curated record. Lineage: Eukaryota; Metazoa; Chordata; Lepidosauria; Squamata; Agamidae.
GGCUUCCUCCAGGAUGCUUUCCCACACCUGGAGGAGAGUUGGAAGAAGGAGCCUAUUGAGGUCUCGGAGGAGAUGCACCCUGAGGGGGACUCAUCCUGCCCAGAGAAAACGGAGCUGUUGGCCCCGGGGGGGAAAAAGUGCAAACCAGUGGUAACCAAUUGGCCUCCUCUCAUCCAUUUGCGUUUGAGGACUUCAGAUGGGUAUCGGUCUUGACAGAGUUGGGCUGCUUCAGCAGAAAAGGCUGGGUUUUAAAAACUAUUUUUGGAGGGUUGUUUUAUUCUGUAAGUGGAGGGCAGAAGAAGAGGAAGGAGAGGAGAAAGUGUGUUUUGUGACAAGACCCAAAGCAGGCCAGGUGGAUCCUCUCCCCCACACACACACACACUUUGGGCUCCUUUCUCUCUGGAAGCCCAGUGAGCCGGAUCCUAACAGAGCAUGGAAAAAAAGCAUGCCUUGGUUUUUUGGUUUGCACCUGCUAGAAGUCCCCCCCUCCACGGCCAACGAUCAGUGCCUCCAAAAAGUAACUUUUCCAAACUCUGAUCACUUCUCCUUAAGCGAAAAAGGAAGGGAAGAGUCUGAGAAGCGACGUGGCGCAAACUGCCCUGAUGUGCACAGGCGAUCGCAGCAGGAAGAUGAAGAGGCCUCCUCCCAUCCGCCCAGAUUCCCCUUCCCAGACAGAGGUGACACAAACUGGGCUGUCUCCGCCUUGGUGUUCCCUGGGCGGCCUGUCCCGGCUCGGAGGCCUGAAAAAUGGGACAGGAGGACAACAUGGAUGGGAAAGAAUGCCUCGGUUCGGUGGCAGCAUGACCAGGAUUUCCUGUAAAAUGGGCCGAAGACCUCCGUGUUUUGGAAGAAACCCCUACAGUAUUGGGUCUGGGAGAAGGUUGACAUCCAGGACUUGGAAGAAGCGACGACAGCCAAGCUCCGGCAGCAGGACCUCCACUUGGGGGACGUCCAGUCCACUCGCCCGUCCUCUCGUCUGCACGUCUCCUGCAGCAGGUUCAAAAUGACUUCUGCCACCAAGGUGUAUUACAGCCAGACCACCCAGACCGACAGCCGCCCCCUGAUUGGCUCCACCCUGCGCAAGAGGAGGGUCAUGACGAAGGAUGGGCGGAGCAACGUGCGCAUGGAGCACAUCGCGGACAAGAGGUUCCUCUACUUGAAGGACCUGUGGACCACCUUCAUCGACAUGCAGUGGCGCUACAAGCUGAUCCUCUUCUCGGCCUCCUUCGCCGGGACGUGGUUCCUCUUUGGGGUCAUCUGGUACCUGGUGGCCGUCCUGCACGGGGACCUGCUGGAGUUCGACCCCCCGGCCAACCACACGCCGUGCGUCAUGCAGGUCCACACCUUGACGGGAGCCUUCCUCUUCUCCCUGGAGUCCCAGACCACCAUCGGCUACGGCUUCCGGUACAUCAGCGAGGAGUGCCCGCUGGCCAUCAUCCUGCUCAUCAGCCAGCUGGUCCUCACCACCAUCAUGGAGAUCUUCAUCACAGGCACCUUCUUGGCCAAGAUUGCCCGGCCCAAAAAGAGAGCGGAGACCAUUAAAUUCAGCCAGCAUGCGGUGGUGGCUCAGCACAACGGCAAGACCUGCCUGAUGAUCCGAGUGGCCAACAUGCGCAAGAGCCUCCUCAUCGGCUGCCAAGUCACCGGGAAGCUGCUCCAGACCUACCUCACCAAGGAAGGAGAGAACGUCCGGCUGAACCAGGUCAACGUGGACUUCCAGGUGGACACGUCUUCCGACAGCCCUUUCCUCAUCCUGCCCCUGACCUUUUACCACAUUGUGAAUGAAAACAGCCCCUUCUGGGACCUGGCUUUGCGGACAGGAGAAGGAGACUUUGAACUUGUGGUCAUCCUCAGUGGCACUGUGGAAUCCACCAGUGCCACGUGCCAAGUUCGGACCUCCUACCUCCCCGAGGAGAUCCUCUGGGGCUACGAAUUUACCCCGGUCAUUUCUCUCUCGGCCAGUGGGAAGUACGUGGCUGACUUCAGUCUGUUUGAGCAAGUGGUCAAAGUGUCCCCUCCUUGCUGUCUCCAUGAAACCGUGCGGUUUGGUGACCCAGAGAAGCUGAAGUUGGAGGAAUCCUUUCGGGAGAAAGGGGAGAGGGACAGCACCCCCUUGAGUGUCCGGAUCAGCAACGUUUGAUGCCUGUGAGAACUCGUAAGCCCAGCGGGGCAGGAGUGUUGUGUUACAGCGCUUUCUUAGUUCCCAGAUUCCCUUCGCACCCUCUCCCUGUGUGGCGGUCCCUCCUUUCCCCUUUCAAGACAGAAGUUCGGCCAGCCUGUUUUUCUGUUUAGGAACCUGUAAAGAGAAGGCAAGGUUACUUUUCCUCUUGAGGCAGCCAGUCAACGCUCACUCCAGAAUUCAGCUUCACCUCCAUGGUCUUGACCCAAGUGCUGGAAGUAUUUUAUUUUUUAACUGUGCUCAUUUUGAAACUCAUGGAGUGGUGGAGCCACUGCUGAAAAAUCUCCAGGUCUCAAUUGUCACUGUGGCAGCUGAAUACACACACCAGCAAGCUCUCCCAUCUUAACAGGGAGGAGGAAAUUGCCCAGCGUACUAUCUUUUCUAUAAAACACUGGGACUUCUUCUGUUAUUGUUGUUUCCUUUGGAAAUGCUUACCAUGACAUUUUCCCCUUAAUUCCACUCAAAGAAGAAAAAUAGUGAUGGCUGUGCGAAAAAGGAAGACAGGGAAAAGAGAAAAGUGACGGGGCUGUCGUGGAAGCUGCGCCUCACCGCCUCAGACCCCCCGUGGACGGUCAGAUUGAAUUCUACGAGUAAAAUUCAACCAGCUGAAAUUCCGUUGUGGUCACCCCUGGAUACCUCAGGCCUAGCUGGAACAUAUCACCAGAGCAGAGACAUAACUCUGCAGCUCUGCUCUUUUAAGGCAGAACCUACUUUUUCAUAAAUAGCUGUUUAAACUUUUUGUGAUUGUUUAAACCCAUGCCAGUCCUUUCUAUUCUUCCAAAGGGGUGGAAAAAGGACAUCGCCAGCGUCAAAGACCACGAAAGGUAUCAACAUUCAGUUUUCUUCCUUCUUCUAAUAAACUCCCUUCUGGAAACUGAUAUUUUCUGUCUAGAACGGAAGAGGAUGGUGGGGGAAGCCACCCUUCCUUGAAGUGCUUUGUAAGCAUUCUAGAGUCAGGCAGAAUCUGGAAACGGUCUCUGCCUCUGGAACCGGGACGUUGCGCUACAUGUCAAGGGCCAGCCUGGUGCCCCUCCAAGUGGUGCCCCAAGAUGAGAUCUCCCCCCAGCUCCCCGUCAGCAGCUGGGGGCGCGGGGAGGCUGUGGCUGUUUCAAAGAGGUUCUCUUAGCCAAUGC